Molecule: messenger RNA, 2068 nt
Organism: Strongylocentrotus purpuratus (purple sea urchin)
Lineage: Eukaryota; Metazoa; Echinodermata; Echinoidea; Camarodonta; Strongylocentrotidae
Product: cholinesterase 1
Exons: 9
Coding region: 1-1893 (630 amino acids)
Source: RefSeq, a predicted model, not a curated record
AUGGUAGUUGAUAUUGAUGGCAAAGUUACCAUCAAUGCUAAGUUGUAUGCAACAGGGCUCAGAGCUGUUGAGGUGAUAGGUAACCCAACUGUAGAGCUCACAGAUGCCACUCUCACGGGCAUCACGUUACGUUUUGAUGAUCCCGAUUACACGGGUCUGAAUAAAACCAUAGAUGCAUACCUUGGGGUGCCCUUCGCAGAGCCUCCAGUGGGAGAGCGAAGAUUCACCGACCCUGAACCCUUGGUUCUUCAGGGAGACUACAAUGCUACAGAGGACAAGGCAGAGUGUCCACAGCUGAGUCCUUUCGAUGACUGGACACCAAUUACGCUACCUCCGCUACUGCCGAUUCCUACCCUGUCGGGGCCGAUCCCUACCCUGCCGGGGCCGAUCCCGACUCGAACGAUUAGUGAAGACUGCCUGUAUCUUAGCAUCUACACACCAUCGCCAAAGCCCUCCAGCUUUGUUCCCGUCAUGGUCUGGAUACACGGAGGAGGUUAUGCGAUUGGAGGAGGCUCUGAGAUCAUCUAUGAUCCGAUACCUAUCGUGGCCUAUGCCGACAUCAUCGUCGUCAACGUGAAUUAUCGACUAGGAGUGUUUGGUUUCUUCACCACUGGAGACGAUGUUGCAACAGGCAAUUAUGGCAUGAUGGAUCAAGUUCUCGCUCUCCAGUGGAUUCAGGAUAACAUUGAAGAAUUUGGCGGUGACCCGAACCAAGUGACAAUCGCAGGGGAGAGUGCUGGUGGAGGGAGUGUAAGCCUUCACAUGUUGUCUCCACUGUCUGAGGGUCUCUUCCAGCAAACUAUCAUGCAGAGCGGUAAUGCUGUAUGUCCCUGGGCUUGGACUACAAUGGAGCGAGCCACGGAGGGACAUCGCCAGUUGGCCGAAGCAGCCGAGUGUCCUACCGAUGACAGUAACGCCAUGUUAUCCUGCAUGCGUGAUGUUGAUGAGGCCACACUUACUAGGCUUGCAAUGCUGGAAGGUAAUGGCGCUAUCUCCGCUCCUGCUGUUGAUGGACAUUUCCUACCUGAAGAUCCUGUCGAAAUGGUCAAACGCCGACAGUUCAAGGUGCUGCCAAGCCUGCUCGGGAGCAACGAAGACGAAGCCGCCAUCAAUUUCGCGUUCUUUGAUCUUCCCAGCUCCUUGUUCGAACCUCCCAUCGUUAACAUCUCCCUCUUCAGAUCCAUUCUCCCAAGACUCCUAUACAGUGCCGAAGCAUCCGUCGAGAUAGCCGCAGUUGAACAGCAUUACAUUAAUUGGCGAAUUGCAGACAACGCCUCGGCCAAUCAGGUGGAUGGCCUGAUACGACUUUCAACCGAUCAGACUUUCGCUUGUCCUACAGAAUACUACGCACGUGCACUGGAGGCAGCCGGAGCGGAAGUGUACCGGUACGAGAUGACGCAUGACCCUUCUUGGUCUGUUUACGCGGGAGUUCCGCAAUGGACCGGGGCUUCCCAUGCAGAGGAUCUGCAGUAUGUUUUUGCGUGGGGAUUGAACCCGCCCUUGAAUCGGGUGGUCGGGCAGUCUGAUGAGGAGAAGUUCAUGUCCAUUGAAUUCAUGCGAUACUGGACGAACUUUGUGAAAUCUGGAAAUCCGAACGAACCAAUAAUGACAGAUGAGUACCCAGAAUGGCCAAGAUAUACCAUGCCCGAACAGGAAUACAAACAAUUAUCUCUAAAUAUGACCAAUGAUCGGGCGAUGAGGGCGGCAUCGUGUUCUUUCUGGCUGAACUACAUGACGGGAUUGCACCUUCAGACAGCUCCAGUUGAGGAAGUAUACGAAGACUGGGUGAAGAAUUAUGAGCUUUGGCGGGAUACAGACAUGCCUAGCUGGACCGAAGAAUUCGAGAAGUAUCAAGAUGAAAACACCUGCCCUACUGCUUCACCUUCUCCUUAAUCUCCUUAUUGUCUACAAUCAGAAUUGAAAUUUAUCAAAUUAGAAUAAGCCUUUGAAAAUCACAGAUACUGAAGUCCUAUGUCAUUUGACUCUGAUCAAUAUUGAUCAUGAUGCUUUGUCGACUUUAGUAGGCAUGAUCAAUUUUUUUUUGUAUUAUAACAGCAAUAAUGAUAAU